Molecule: messenger RNA, 1907 nt
Organism: Ogataea polymorpha
Lineage: Eukaryota; Fungi; Ascomycota; Pichiomycetes; Pichiales; Pichiaceae
Exons: 3
Coding region: 1-1866 (621 amino acids)
Biological process (GO): siderophore transmembrane transport
Molecular function (GO): siderophore-iron transmembrane transporter activity
Source: RefSeq, a predicted model, not a curated record
AUGGCAGCACCAUACACCGAAUCGCAAGAAAAAGCUAGCUCUGAGCUCGACCCUGAAACAGUUGAGCUGAGCAGGACUGCAUGCAAAAAGCUCGUUUUUGCCGCCUACUGUGUGCUUGUUUUUGCAGCUUUUGUCGAAACUUUUGCCGGAGACUCCACGUCGGGUCUGGAUUCCUACGCCACGUCCCAUUUUGAUGCCCAUGCCCUGAUUUCCACCGCCGAUGUCACCUACAAAAUCACGGCAAUCGUCUCGUAUCCUAUAAUGGCCAAGCUCAACGACCUUUUCGGCCGCAGUGAGGGUUUCGGUUUCUCUGUCUUUGUGUACACCAUGGCGUACGUUCUUUACGCCGCAUGCCAGAACGUGCAAACUUAUGUCUGUGCAGAGAUUCUGUACGCUGUUGGCAAAAUUGGGUACCGUGUGUUCCAGCAGGUGUUCAUUGCUGAUACUUCCUCUCUCAUCAACCGUGGUCUCAUGUCGCAGCUUCCGGACGCCAUUGCGGCAGUGCCUUCUCUUUACGUCGGAUCCGUCAUUCAGGACGCUUUCAUCGAGCACUCCACCUGGAGAUGGGGCUAUGGAAUGUGGGCCAUUGUCAUGUUCGUCUCUUGUCUUGUUCUGACCACUAUGAUGUACAUUGUCGACCGCAAGACCAAAUCCACUGGUCAAGACAAGAUUAUCAAGUCUUUCGAGGGCCUUCCUGAAGGAAACUUCUUCAAGAAGGCCGGAUACUACCUGUUUGUCAAACUGGAUCUGUUUGGAGGCAUUCUGAUGGCCGUUGGACUUGUGCUCUUUUUCAUUCCACUCACACUGACCGGAAAGUCCAGUCCAUACAAAUGGCACGAAGCCAGGCUCAUUGCACUUCUGGUGGUUGGGUUCGUCAUUUUCUGUCUGUUCCUCCUGUGGAACACCAAGGUUGCCAAGUAUCCGUUUGUGCAACACAAGGCCCUGUUGCAAAAAACCACGUUGCUCGCCUGCAUCAUUGUUGCUCUGGACUGGUGUGAGAACUCGGCCUUCUCCACGUAUAUGAAGACGGUGCUUCAGGUUUCCGACUACGUGACUGUUGGAGAGGCCAGCAGGAUCGACAACUCGAAGAAGGCGUGUCUCCAAAUUUUCAGCGUUGUGGGAGGACUCAUGAUGAAGUAUACCAAACGCUCCAAACUGUUUGUCACCUCAGGAAUUAUUCUCCUUUACCUGGGACACGUUCUGUUGGUGUACUUUGUCAACACGGGCGACGGCAUGGCUGCCAGGCCGCUUCUGUACAUGGCCGAGGUGUUUAUCGGUGCAGGCAGAGGUUUCUACCAGUGCGCGUUGCAGGUGAUUGUGCAAGCUGUGGCUGGCCGUCACAACAUUGCCAUGUCGACUGCUUUCUUCCUUGCAUUCAGCUCCAUUGGCUCUCUGAUUGGCUCUGCCAUUGCAGGCUCGAUCUGGAACACGGUGAUUCUGUCCAAGCUUAAUAAGUAUCUGCCAGAAGACACCAAGAGCAACGCCAACAAAAUUUACAGCAGCAUCAAGGUGGCUCUCAAGUACAAGAAGGGAACCGAGGAGAGAGAUGCCAUUGCCAGGGCCUACCGCGAAACGCAGCAGAUCAUUGGAUGGGCCACUGUGGGCGUCAUCACUCCUAUGCUCAUUAUGAUGCUGCUUGUUCACAACGUUCAGCUCACCGACAAGGCCGAUGUUUAUGAGAACGACACUGCCUUGGAGUCGGCGUCUGUGGCCGACGUUACCGCCACGAGCGGCGAAGAGAAAGAGGUUUCUCAAGGACCAACGAAAUUGACUCUAAGACAGGACAUUCACAAGCAGAGCCCAGAUCUGUUCCUGCUUAUGAAUCAGCUAAAGACCUUAUCCAUGUAUCUCGCUGCUCUUGAGUGAUACUCUAGCUCGUCUUCGUCUUGCGAAUAGCUCAGAUCAAU